CAUCAAUCCCUUGAAUACUGUCGCAAUUUAGAAACUCCCCUUUCAAAUUCAUAUCAGCGUCUCCAAACCAACACAUAACAUCUACCAACUUCUAAGCUCAGUCAUGCAGAACGAGAAGGGUCAGGGCGUAUCGCACGCUAAAGAGUCACAACUGCCCCAGAAAGUGCAAGAGAAGGUGCCCUCCAGUAUUGAACACCAAGUUCCGGACUCGGCACACGACACCAACAGCAACAAGGACACGGGCAAGGUAUCGCAUGCUACUGGAGACUCCAAAGUGCCGAAGGUGUUGCAGGAAGGCCUGCCAGCGAAGAUAGAGAAGGUGGUGCCGAAUGCCAUUCACGACACUCGCGGAGCGGACAUCUAAACGACAUCCA
Molecule: messenger RNA, 374 nt
Organism: Boeremia exigua
Lineage: Eukaryota; Fungi; Ascomycota; Dothideomycetes; Pleosporales; Didymellaceae
Exons: 2
Coding region: 104-364 (86 amino acids)
Source: RefSeq, a predicted model, not a curated record